Molecule: messenger RNA, 1049 nt
Organism: Gossypium arboreum
Lineage: Eukaryota; Viridiplantae; Streptophyta; Magnoliopsida; Malvales; Malvaceae
Exons: 8
Coding region: 144-779 (211 amino acids)
Molecular function (GO): protein-disulfide reductase activity
Source: RefSeq, a predicted model, not a curated record
AUGAAAUUGCCACGUUACAACAUAAGCUGGUGGUCGCAUUUAAGGUUGAUGCGAUUGCCACGUUACAACAUAAAAGCUGGUGGUCGCUUUUUAAGUUUAAUGAUGAAGAAACGAAGUGAUGGCUGGAAUUUACAACGGAAAAAAUGCAAAUACCAAAGAGCAGUAUGGCGUUGAGAGGUGCUGCAAGGGCUGGUGGUGCUUGCAUUGAAAGACAAAGAACCACCCCAUUUCUCCUUUCAUCUUCUCCAUUAUUUUUUAGGGUACGAUCCCUUCAUUCCCCUUCACAUCCUCUCCUAAGAUUCACAUCUUUUCCUAACCCCAAAACUGGAUUUAAGUAUCAGAUUCGGGCAAUACAAGAGGUAACUGCAGAUACUGUAAAAUCCCAGAAAGGAAAAGAAGAUGAUGAACAAAAUUCCCCACAAAAUUGGAAGAUUAAAAUGCUGUAUGAUGGAGAUUGUCCGCUUUGCAUGCGUGAGGUUGAUAUGCUAAGGGAGAGAAAUAAGCAAUAUGGCACUAUCAAGUUUGUUGACAUAAGUUCUGAUGAUUAUUCUCCUGAAGAAAAUCAAGGAUUGGACUACAAAACCGUUAUGGGAAGAAUUCAUGCCAUUCUCUCUGAUGGAACUGUUGUCACAGAUGUUGAGGCGUUUAGAAAAUUGUAUGAGCAAGUUGGUCUUGGAUGGGUUUAUGCCAUUACCAAAUAUGAACCAAUUGCGACAAUUGCCGAUUCCAUCUAUGGUGUUUGGGCAAAAUAUCGGCUUCAAAUUACUGGUAAAACAUAGGCCGGCCACCAUUAGAAGAGGUCUUGGAGACAAGAAGAAAGAAAAAGGCUGACAUAUGCAAUGACAACAAUUGCAAGAUAUGAAGUUUCCUAUUAAUUGCAGAUGACAGGAUACUUUUGUGAAACCUUAUCCUUAUGAUACGACCUUACACUCUUUUUUAACUUUCCAACAUUAUACAAGACAUACAAUUGACCUUUAGCAAUUGGUCAAACUUCUGUAUAUUAUUCAUGUAAUUAACAUAUUAGAUUAUAAAGAUAUAUACUUUGAGAA